Molecule: messenger RNA, 1737 nt
Organism: Opisthorchis viverrini
Lineage: Eukaryota; Metazoa; Platyhelminthes; Trematoda; Opisthorchiida; Opisthorchiidae
Exons: 5
Coding region: 1-966 (321 amino acids)
Biological process (GO): protein polyubiquitination
Cellular component (GO): nucleus
Molecular function (GO): ubiquitin conjugating enzyme activity
Source: RefSeq, a predicted model, not a curated record
AUGUCUAGUGCAGAUCCUCGAAGGACUUCACGAAAGCGUGCUCGUGAAGGAACUUUCAUAGACAACCACAACCCUUCCUUUCCAGAUGAACUCUCCCUUGAAUCUCCGGUUGUAUCCCCCUGCAUUACCAACUCAGCUCAACACCGUCUCCAAACUAAUGUGCACUUUAAGUCCAGAUCACUAUCGACUAGUCUGAAAAGGAUUCAGAAAGAGUUGGCUGAUAUAAUGUCCGAUCCACCACCGAACUGCAGGUAUCUUCUUCUAGUUCCGCUCUACUUUAGCGCUGUUCCUCGUGGUGAUAAUCUAUUUGAAUGGGUGUCUACUUUGCUCGGACCCCCGGGUUCUGUGUACGAAGGAGGGAUAUUCUUUCUCGACAUACAUUUCUCACCAGAGUACCCGUUCAAACCCCCCAAAGUAACCUUCAAAACUCGGAUAUAUCACUGCAACAUUAACAGUCAAGGCGUCAUAUGCCUGGACAUAUUAAAGAAUAAUUGGUCUCCUGCAUUGACCAUAAGCAAGGUGCUUCUGUCAAUCUGCUCACUUCUGACCGAUUGCAACCCGGCCGAUCCAUUAGUCGGCUCAAUAGCUCAUCAGUACAUACACAAUCGAAGCGAGCACGACCGGAUAGCCCGACAGUGGACACAGAAAUAUGCUAAUUCCCCAGUGUACCCCGCAUCGCGACCUUCCGUUGCUGGUGACAAUUCCGUUCGCAACUGUGGCGGCGGAUCAUCUGGCACUCGUUCGCAGUAUUCUUCAUCGGCGCACUCCAACGACUCCUCUGCAGAGGUGACACUGUCCAUUUCUAGUCGAGAUGAAACUAAUAGUUUGUUGAGUGGCAACUCUAGCGCCGCAGCCAGUAGUGACGCUCGUAGUGACGAAGACGAGAGCACAGAGGAGAUUCUAGGCGAGGAUGACCAACGGAGCGCUGCGUCUUCUGAGGCCAUGCCAACCACACAAGCCAGCUAAAUCUCCUCUUUUCAACUAUCUCUCCUCUCUGUGUUUCAGCAUUGGAAUUCCACAGCAUUUCCUUGUUAUCAAACAAACAAAUGUGUAGUUGCGUUUCGUUCUUCUAUGGAUCUGCGGUGUAUGUGUUCUGACGCACCGGAAUGACUUCAUUCACUCUCCUCCUGUUGUGCCAAUCCCUAGGUUGUUUUGCCGAAGGGCGUGCUACUAGUACACAUAGCAACAGUAGUAUUCAACGCGCCGUCGCCCAUUGCAGCUGCUGGAGGCUAACCGAAACUUCUUUGAGCCAAUAUCUUGCUUCACAGGCAGUUGUUCUGUAUAAUUUGUCAGUUUAAGUUUGAUUCUUUUGUUUAUUUCGUUCACCCCGCUUCUAGUGGUGUCUAGUAUUCCGCACUUCACUCAGGUUGAUUAUCACUGAUAUUACUAACUGGAGAUGUCCACCACAGGGUGUGUAUGUGCGCUCUGAAGGCAUCAACACUAUCCAACCUUGUGGUGUAAUGUAUCUUUGUGUGUUUGUGAAUAUUGCCCUGUAAAUUCAUUAUUGAUUCAUGGUUUGGUUAAUCUCUGCAUCUGUCAUUAUGUCCGUUUAACCAAAUCUGUACUGAUAUUGUAUUCCGUUAUAGGUGUUUGCUAUCCUGUGUUUGUUGUCCUCUGAUCUUACCAGGUUCCUCUGCCCAGGCAAGGAUGACUAAGUGAAAGGGCGGAGCUAUAAGUUGUCGCAGUUGGGCUGCUAUGUCAUAUUCUCUAUUUACUCUGCUUCAUUUCUGGUCAGUC